Molecule: messenger RNA, 792 nt
Organism: Oryza sativa Japonica Group (Japanese rice)
Lineage: Eukaryota; Viridiplantae; Streptophyta; Magnoliopsida; Poales; Poaceae
Source: RefSeq, a predicted model, not a curated record
UGUACCAAGCCGAGGUGGGAGAGGCAAAACCCUAGCGCGGGUGGAGGCGAUGGCCGGGAAGGCGGCGACGGCGACGGCGGCGGAGGCGGCGGCGAGGGUUUACCCGUGGAGGGAGAAGCUUGCAAAGUACAAGGGGGAGCUGACGAAGGGGGUGUGGGGGUACUGGGAGCUCGGGGCAUGGAAGCCGCUCGGCCUCAGCGCCCGGAAGCGGGCGCGCCUCAGGAAGGAGGUCCUCCUCGCCGGCGAGGACUGGACCUACGACCCUCCCCGCGGCGAGAUGCGCACCAAGCGGAAGGGCCACAAGUGCGACCGCAUCUCCGCCGAGAAGCGUGCGAACACGGUUGAGCUGAUGAAGAAGAUGCCCCAGAUGCUCCUUGACUACAAGAAACGUAGAUGGGAGAAAAAGAUGAAAGAGGAGGAGAGUGGAAAGAGCUGAGCUCAAGCUACUCGAUAAGAAUGCUGCUCUGCCUAAAUAAGUUUGAAUCUGAUAUAGUGGCUUCAAAUGAUGGCUGGAGGUGAUCUGUUUCUUUCCCUUGUUGGCCACCAGCUUUCCUGCUGCCUAAGGCACUUUGUAGUGCUGAUAUUUGAUUGCUUCUAUAGUUCCCAACACUUGGGUCAAUGAAUCAUGAUCUUACCCAGGCUCAACUUCAAUUGAACUGACUUCUUUCUUGUUAUGGAUCAACUAUGAUAGCACUUCUGUUGAAUUUGUUCAUCAUGUAUCAUAUUCACACCAUUUGGUGACUGUUUCGUUAGGGAAGAUGAUGUUUCCUGCUGUGAUGAUCUCAGCCGAUA